Messenger RNA from Cladocopium goreaui, 2569 nucleotides. The record is from the annotation of a GenBank genome assembly. Lineage: Eukaryota; Dinophyceae; Suessiales; Symbiodiniaceae.
AGCUACAGAAAUUAGCUCUUUCAGUUUGAGUUUGGAUUCUUGUGUCAUGUUUCAGCAUCUUUAUGUUCUUCCGUAGCGUUUUUGCGAGUUUUUCCUCAAGCCACUCAGGGACGUUUUUUCUAAUCUCAGGAGUGUCGGCAUUUCCAUGGCGCUCAAAUCCGGUGUGUUCGCUUGCCUGAUCCUUGCAUUGUGCGUGAGCUGCGAGAACCUCGGCAAGGAGACUGAGAAAAGCGGAGCGCCUUUCCUCCCCAGGUCCGAGAACCUCGGCCAGGAGACUGAGAAGAGCGGAGUGCCUUUCCUCCCCAGGUCCGAGAACCUCGGCCAGGAGACUGAGAAGAGCGGAGUGCCCUUCUGGCCUCGGUCCGAGAACCUCGGCAAGGAGACUGAGAAAAGCGGAGUGCCCUUCUGGCCUCGGUCCGAGAACCUCGGCCAGGAGACUGAGAAGAGCGGAGCGCCUUUCCUCCCCAGGUCCGAGAACCUCGGCCAGGAGACUGAGAAGAGCGGAGUGCCCUUCUGGCCUCGGUCGCCGAUCUUCUGGCCUCGGUCCGAGAACGUCGGCAAGGAGACUGAGAAGAGCGGAGUGCCCUUCUGGUCCAAGAACUCGGCAAGGAGACUGAGAAAAGCGGAGAGGUCCGAGAACCUCGGCCAGGAGACUGAGAAGAGCGGAGCGCCUUUCCUCCCCAGGUCCGAGAACCUCGGCCAGGAGACUGAGAAGAGCGGAGUGCCCUUCUGGCCUCGGUCCAAGAACGUCGGCAAGGAGACUGAGAAGAGCGGAGUGCCCUUCUGGCCUCGGUCCGAGAACCUCGGCAAGGAGACUGAGAAAAGCGGUUCUUCCGAGAACGUCGGCAAGGAGACUGAGAAGAGCGGAGUGCCCUUCUGGCCUCGGUCCGAGAACCUCGGCAAGGAGACUGAGAAAAGCGGAGUGCCCUUCUGGCCUCGGUCCGAGAACGUCGGCAAGGAGACUGAGAAGAGUGGAGUGCCCUUCCUCCCUCGGUCCGAGAACCUUGGCAAGGAGACUGAGAAGAGUGGAGUGCCCUUCCUCCCUCGGUCCGAGAACCUUGGCAAGGAGACUGAGAAGAGUGGAGUGCCCUUCCUCCCUCGGUCCGAGAACCUUGGCAAGGAGACUGAGAAGAGUGGAGGGCUUCGAACCUUGGUCCGAGGCGUCCCAUGGGGAGAGGGAUGGGGUUGGCUUCAGGACAUCUUAGCAGAAGCAUGGUCCGAGCAGAUCUUGCCCGGCUGGCCGCCCAUGACAAAGAUGGACAGCGCCCGUGUUGAACAUGGGGAAGAAGUCUGGACGAAGCUGUCCAUUCGAGUGCGACGAGAUGUGUGCGGUGGGCAUGCGCGAGAGCAGAUGAGCCAACAAGGCCUGGCGAGUGGAGAAGUCCUGGCUCAGAGGUAUCGCAUGGUGCGCUUGGUUGGAGAAGGGCAUUUUACCAAGGCCUAUCUGGCUGAGGAUCAGAAGGAACAUCGCCAGGUCUGUAUCAAGCGACAUCGGAACCUUCCAAUCGAGGCGCCGGGUGAUGGUACCCUGCGGCAGAAGCCGGCCUUGGCUGAUUUCUUUGUGGUGGCCCAAAGAUUGCAUGAGGUUGACCGAGGCGGCCGUUUCUUCCCAGUCUUGCAGGACGCCUUCUUUGACCUCGUCGGGUACACCGUGGAGAGCAUGUUGGAGGGGAAGAACUGCUCAGUGCUGGCCACUGAAAAUCCGGCUUUCUUCCACGAUCUCCCGAACCUGCGUUUGGUGGCAUUUGGCGUUCUCUCAGGUUUGAUGCUGUUAGACAAGGCGGGCAUCGUCCACAACGACAUCAAGCCUGACAACUUGAUCUGGACGAAGGAUGGAGGACCCAGAGUGAAAAUCGUGGACUUUGGAUGCGCACGCAUCGACCAACGAGAAAAAACUGGACUUAACUGGGCCUUGGCCGAGGGCGGUGCUGGUCACCUGGGGAAGUGGUCACCCGAAAUGACCUUGCGCCUUCCCAUUGGACAUCGUUCCGACAUCUGGGGUGCAGCCGUCUCACUAUGCGAGUUGCAUUGUGGCCGGGUGGUUUGGCGUUCCGAAGUGGAUUCUGCUGAGGUGGUCAUGGCUCAAGCCCUGGGCCUUUGCAACCUUCGUGAUGGCUUGCCUGCGUCCUUGCUCCGGCGCAGUCCACUGGAUGUGCGGCAGUUGUAUACACCUGCCCCUCGGCACUGGCCCCUGCGCCGCGCAGCUGCUCACUUGGAGGCUGUGAGGCCCAAGCGCUGGGGCUUGGAUCAGAUCUUAGGGCCACAGUGGCAGGACUCCUCCAAGGUGGAAUUUGGCGAAUUUCUUUUGGCUGCGCUGGUGUUGGAUCCGGCCUUUCGGCUUUCGGCCGAAGAGUUGCUAGAGUGCUGCAGCUUUCUGAAUCCGGAGGUCCUGCAAUAGGCUCCCAAGGAGCCAAGGAAUCAGCUGAUUGGGGCGGCUGCUGGCCAAAUGUGCCAGCACAGAUGUCGCGGAUGGUAUUUCGGAUGGUAUUUCGGAUGGUGAAACCCUGAAAGUGCCGUACUUCCAGGGAAUUGGAGUUUGUUUGACUUCGACAACAGAAGUUGGUCUUCC